UCUUAAGCCUACUGCGCAUGCUCAUUUCCACCACCGAUUUUGUAAUAUCUACUUUCUUUUCCAAAUGUAAUCGUUCAGGUUGCAAUAAUGCAGCUAGAUAUGAACGGUACUUUAUCUGUCCAUGAUUUUGGCACUGCAAACCGAUGUUGACAUUUUUGCAGGCGGCGAGACCGUAUCACUCAGCAACGAGGGAUUUAUUUUCCUUCGCCGCAGUAGCUAGUUUAGGUGACGUUAUUCUCCACUAAUGUUGAAAGCAAGGAAUUAUGUUGUAACGUUAUUUCUGUGGCAAACAACAGUGACACUGACAGACAGUUUACAAGUCUGGUGAAUGAGUUAAUGGACUGAACGGUAAAGCGAAUUGGGGAGUUAACGUAGCUGUCAGCAACUUUGACUUUGUAAGGCCUUCGCUAACUAGAAGCUAGCUGGCUAGUUAGCCCUGACAAGAAGACAAACAUGUGGCAAAGCGUUGGUCUAACUGUGCUGGUUAUUGUGGCCACCCUUGUGUGUGCGUUGCUCUUCAUGGUGUUUGGUUGGUAUGUUGUCUGGCAGCUCUUUCUGUCCAAGUUCAAGUUCCUGCGUGAGAUGUUGGGCGACACCGGAUCUCCACAGACAGAGACCCAGCCGUCCGAAUCAAAGAGCAAGCAUACCUCUCCUCCAACCCAACGCCAGAGGCUCAAGACUGCCCGCCAGAGGGUCGUUCCUCCUGAAAACACUACAUAGAUGACCACACCCAUCUGCUAUCAGUCUCACCCUGUCCCCCUAUUCACCAACCCUCGUCACUCUAGGAAACCGUGGUGGACAAAAUGAAACCCCUUACUAAAUGGCAUGAUGUCGAAUGUCAUACUAUUCCCAUGUCCAUGCAUACUACUCCCCUUUCCACUACCUUACAACGUCCUCGUCUUAGAAACUUGAUACUCUUACUUUUCUCUCCUGGACACUCUUACGAGACCCAUCAAAUCAUGGGACAUUCUUUGUACAACUUGUUCAUGUUUCAAAUACGUAUUUUAGCUGUUCACAGUAUAUGUACUGAGCAGCACAUCCAGUCUCUUCACUUGGCCUUAACUGACACUGCAAUAUGGUCAGCUCCCACUGGCUGUCAUGCUGCUAACACCUGCACAGGGAAUCGCUGCUAACACCUGCACAGGGAAUCUGUUUCUCCAUGAUCACACAAGAGAAUUCUCUGUCAUGACUGUGUAUGUGUGCGUUUUGAGAGUUUGUUUAUUUGAACAUGUUUUUGUAGCAACGCCUAUAUUCUGACAAACCUAGACAAACUGUUGUAUAAAACAGGCUCAUUUGUUAGCAUUUGCUUUCAGAAGCAAAACAACUGCUAGAAGAAGAAACGGAAUGAAACAAUUUGUAUAACUGAUAAAGUUCCUUGUCGUGUUCAUUUCACUUUAUUUGUAACCAAAGUGCAAUGAAAGGAAUGUUUAUUUUUGAGGUUUUUAUUGUUGGUCAGAAAUUAAUACAGUACAUUCAGAAAGUA
Molecule: messenger RNA, 1483 nt
Organism: Oncorhynchus gorbuscha (pink salmon)
Lineage: Eukaryota; Metazoa; Chordata; Actinopteri; Salmoniformes; Salmonidae
Product: small integral membrane protein 13-like
Exons: 2
Coding region: 454-720 (88 amino acids)
Source: RefSeq, a predicted model, not a curated record